UCAGGUGACGUGCUGAGCGGUGGCGCUGUUCUUUGCCGGUGGCGGCGUUGCAGAGGCUUGCGGCGGCGAGGGGACGGAGGCGGAGGCGGAGGCGAGCGGCGGCGGCGGCGAGGGGAGAGAGGGAUGGCGAGGCGGUUGUGGAGGUGGUACGCGGACCGGCAAUUCAACAGGUGGGAGAAGACGGUGCUCUGGGACAUGGUGGAGCCGUACCGCCCGCCGCGCUCGUUCGCGCCACUCAUCGGCACCUACGUCGCCGCCUUCUACACCGGCGUCGUCGCCUCCGCCAUCACCGAGCAGCUUUACAAGGAGAAGUACUGGGAAGAUCAUCCGGGCGAGGCCGUGCCGCUCAUGCCGCCCAAAUUCUACUGGGGGCCAUGGAGGGUGAUGAACGGAGAAGUUCCACGCUUUAUGCAGACACCAGAAGAGGCGAAACCGGCAUAAAAUCUUCAAUGAUCACUGAAUCUUUUAAAUGUUGCGUGUCUGUAAGGACACGAUAUGUAGUGUUUGUUGCGUGAAUAAACAGUUUGCCCCCAUCGAUCUCAAGGCAAGUAGAGUUAGAUACGAUCUAUAUUAUACGGUAUAAACGGUUUAUUUCCCCUUAUCCCCUUAUAAUGAGAAAUUGGAAGUGUUCAUGAGUCAUAAAUCUUCA
Messenger RNA from Oryza sativa Japonica Group (Japanese rice), 649 nucleotides. RefSeq lists its product as uncharacterized. The record is from RefSeq and is a predicted model, not a curated record. NCBI's taxonomy places the organism in Eukaryota, Viridiplantae, Streptophyta, Magnoliopsida, Poales, Poaceae.